GCGGUCGAACAUUCAGCGCCCACCGUUUAGUUUGCCAGCGGUCACCAAGAUCCGAAGCCCUUCUCUCAACAGGGCAGCGCCAGACAAAUAUCCGACGCUCCGAGCGACUACCUGGGACGCUGGUAAAUAUUUCUUUUGCCAAGCUGUUCCGGCUUCCAAGGUUGCGUUCGAGUCGCGCGCUCGUACGCGGGCUGCGGCGACAGCGUCGGUUUUCUCAACCCACCCUUGUGUUCAGCCUCUUGAGUACAGUCAACAGAGAUGGAAACAUCACAGAAGCCGCAUACGUCUAUCAAGUUACCGAGCCUGAAAAUUACUGGUGGCUCAACGACCGCUGGCGAUUCCACCCCGGGGACGCCAUCCCAAGGCUUACCGAAGAUUCGCCUCGUCUCGAAAUCACAACCCUCGACCCCGGCCGACUCUCACCCACCCAACAGUGCACCCCGUCCGAGCGUUGCUGCAGCAGAGAACGGGGCGAACACGGCCUCGGCUGAUGCCAAGAUCACCCAGACCAAGGCCGGUCAAGUGAGCAAGCCGUCGGCGAAAAAGCGGACCCGAGAAGAAAGCGAGGACCACGAGGACGACGACGACGACGUCCCUCUCGCCAAUGGCACCUCGACGACUCACCAGGCCAAAAAGACAAAGAUCACCAUCAGACCGACAACGCCAGGCCUAGUGCGACAACCGACGCUGAAGGUCAAGUCUUCGGGCCGGAUUCCACAUAAGCCACUGGGCGAGGGCUACGACUCGGAGGCGGAAGAUCGCGAGGUGGACCCGGUCAUCGAGGAGCAGUUCCUGUUCCGCAUGAUGCCCGGCGAGCACUGCGAGUAUCUACGAACGGCGAUCCAGAACAGACAGAUCGGCGUUCCCAAGUCACAGGGAGGCGCCGAUUUCCAGAUCAAAUGGCUGGACGAGGAAGGUCGCCGGGCCGUGGUCAUGGUCAAAGGCCAGAUGUUCGCCGCCAUCCUCCUGGAUCUUCCCACCAUCACCGAGGGCAUGAAGACGUGGGACAAGAAGUCGAUGGUCAAGUCGUCCGACAUCUGCCAGAUGCUACUGGUUUUCGCCCCGGUCAAUAGCGAGGAGGAGGCCAAGACGGCACCCCUCCCCAAGGCCGUCGAGCACGGCCAUAGGUGGCCCCACGGCAUCACGCCGCCGAUGCACGACGCCAGAAACCGUCGUUUCCGCAAGCGCCUCAGCAAGCUGGAGAUCAAGAACAAGGAAGCCGAGGUCGAACGCCUGCUCUCGGCCGACCGCGAGGCCUUGAACGUCCGGACAGAGUGGAUAGACAGCAACAAGCACAACGGCCGGGCGGACGAAGAGGACGAGGAGGAGGAAUACGAGGAAGACGCAGCAGACGACUACUUUGGCGACGGCGCCGCGGAGCAACAAGCCGAGGAGGAGGAGGAGGAGGAGGAGUUCGAGGUCGACGACGCCGCCCUCGAGGCCGAGUUCCUGGAAGCCGUCGAGACGCCAAUGGUCGACACUCCCGGGGCCGCAGCCGAGGGCGUCACGCCGGGCGCCGCCACCGCCGCGACUCCCGGCCAACAGGGCGAGGAAGAAGCGGCUGCCGAAGAGGAGGCGGCGGAGGAGGAGGAGGCCCAGGAGGAGGAGUCGGACGAGGACGACGAGGAGGACGGAGACGAGGACGAAGAAGAGGAGGAAGGGGACGAGGACGAGGAAGUGGCGGCCAUCCGGAACGUCAUCGCCAGUCUCAAGAAGCAACUCAAGAGCUACGAAGAGCAGCUCGCGGCCUCGGUGCAGCCCAUCAUGAGGAAGCGACUCGAGGGGAACAUCAGGAACGUGAAGUCGGAGAUUCUGCUCAAGAAAUCGGCUAUUGGCGAGACAGAGGAGGAUUAAGGUCUUUUGGUCAUUUUCUCUGCCCCUUUUUCCCCCCCCUUCAAUGGGGUCAACAUGUGCGGGACGGGGUUCACCAUCAUCUGCUUAUACCCAGCGAUGUAUCUUUCGGCAGCAUGACAUUCAGAUGUAACACUUGACGAAUAAAACGGGGACC
Messenger RNA from Thermothelomyces thermophilus ATCC 42464, 2008 nucleotides. RefSeq lists its product as uncharacterized. Gene Ontology annotation, biological process: RNA polymerase II preinitiation complex assembly; transcription initiation at RNA polymerase II promoter. The coding region runs from base 259 to 1854 and encodes 531 amino acids. NCBI's taxonomy places the organism in Eukaryota, Fungi, Ascomycota, Sordariomycetes, Sordariales, Chaetomiaceae. The transcript has a single exon. Gene Ontology annotation, cellular component: transcription factor TFIID complex. Gene Ontology annotation, molecular function: RNA polymerase II general transcription initiation factor activity. The record is from RefSeq and is a predicted model, not a curated record.